This is a messenger RNA of Drosophila novamexicana, 1608 nucleotides long. RefSeq lists its product as uncharacterized. NCBI's taxonomy places the organism in Eukaryota, Metazoa, Arthropoda, Insecta, Diptera, Drosophilidae. The transcript has 5 exons. Bases 113 to 1228 code for a protein of 371 amino acids. The record is from RefSeq and is a predicted model, not a curated record.
UGUAUUUGAUUCGCGUCCCGUUUACAUAUAAUUUAAAGGUUUUGAAACUAUACAGAAGCAAGCGUCUAGUCAUUCGUCGUAGUCUCGUUGUCGGUUGCGUCGUCGUUGCAGUAUGUCUGAGAAACCGACUGUUUUAAUUUUGGGCGGCUGCGGCUUUAUUGGACGCAACUUGGUGACUUACUUGCUGAAGAAUGAGCUGACACAGGAAAUACGCAUUGUUGAUAAGACGCCGCCGCAAAUGGCCUGGCUGAAUGAGCAACAAAGCAAGGCUUUCGCUAGUGAUAAAGUUGAGUUUUGCAGCGCGAAUUUAAUUAAUGCCGCCUCAUGCAAAUUGGCGUUUGCACCGCACCCAACAACGAAUCGGAGCUGGGAUGUGGUCAUCAACUGUGCAGCCGAGACGCGUUCCAAUCAAGAUGAUGCCGUCUACAAGGAGGGCAUCUACAAGCUGAGCAUCAACUGUGCCAAUGAGGCUGCCAGUCAGCCGACCAAGCGCUAUGUGGAGCUCAGCUCGGGCUGUGUGAACAGCAGCGAGAAGACGCCGCUAAAAGAAGACUGCAAGCUGGAGCCCUGGACGGGUGUGGCCAAACAAAAGCUGAAAGUGGAAAAGGAGCUGGCACACAUUAACAAUCUUAGUUAUACGGUGGUGCGCCUGCCUGUUGUUUACGGCAUUGGCGAUAAGCGCUACUUAAUGCCACGCAUUAUAAUAGCAGCCAUAUACAAAUAUCUCGGCGAGACAAUGAAACUACUGUGGAACGACGCCAUGCGCCUCAAUACGGUGCAUGUGAGCGACGUAUGUGCUGCGAUUUGGCAAUUAGCUGAAAGUCCAAAAACGGUUGGUCAGGUCUACAACAUUGUGGAUGACUCAGCGUCUACGCAGGGCAGCAUCAGCGAUUUGCUUGUGGAUAUUUUUGAAAUCAAUGUGGAAUACUUUGGCAUUGUUAUGUCCAAUCUGACUAAGCUCUAUCCAAGCGACACGGUGGGUGAAAUUAAUGAUAAGCACCUGGCGCCCUGGGCUGAGAUUUGUCAGCACAAUGGCAUUGACAAUACGCCGCUCACACCUUACCUAGACGAGGAACAGCUGCAUCAUAAGCAUCUCUAUCUGGACAAUACGAAACUAAAGGACUUUGGGUAUGUGCUACAGCAGCCAAAAGUAACGCGCGCCUUGCUUAUGGAAAUGAUUGAUGAUUAUGUGAAACAGCAGCUGUUUCCCAAAUCUUUGGCAAUCUAACUGAAGCUAUUGGACACGGAUCAAGCACCAAGUUAAUACGCACACAAACAUUAUUAGUUAAGUUGAAAGUUUUAAUAUUGCGAAUCAAUAAUGACCACAAAAUCUUCCAAUUUAUAACAGGUAUAUAUUAUCCUGUAAUUUGUAGCGUUUGCAAAAAAAGAAAGAAAGUGUACUUAUAGUAUUAUGUGUAGACCCAAUCAUUUUUUAUAUAACUAAAAACUAUAUCGUAGUAACCAUACAUUCCAAUCAAUUAUACAAUGUAUACGUAAUUUAAAGCUCGACUAACGAACUGAGCACCAUUUGAGACUAAAAUUAAUAUUGUGAUCAUUUUAGUGGCCAACGACAAUUGACAAUUUCAAUAAAAACAAAAAUUAAAAAUA